CCGUGUCCCGUGACGUCACACCGCGAGCCGAGCCAGCCGUGUCCCGUGACGUCAUACCGCGAGCCGAGACAGCCGUGUCCCGUGACGUCAUACCGCGAGCCGAGCCAGCCGUGUCCCGUGACGUCACACCGAGAGCCGAGCCCCGCCAGCAGUGUGGAGGAUGUGCCCGGUGACACCACCGCCGAGGAACAAGCCUACACGUCGGAUGUAAAAUCAUUGAUCAAAUCAGAGCCUUAUGAUGAUGAUGUGGAAAAUGAGCAGCUGCUUGAUGCGUCAUCUGUUGAGCUUCCGCCGGCGCAGCCUGUCGCCCGCACAAGUGAAGCCGAGCUCGAGCAUCGCCACGACUCGGCGCCCGCGCAGGCGAGUCCCGUGACGUCACACGAGCCGACUCCAGCGACGAGUGUGACGUUGCCUGAUGCCACCGGAGAAAAAACCCACACAGAACAACCUAGCUUAAUCGGACAUAUAAAUAACCAGCACACAGACACUAAUGCUAUGUAUUCAUGCAAAAUCUGUUCACAAAAGUUCUCAAACAAAACUCUCCUUAAACGACAUGUACACACUCACAUGGAACUCGAAACAUACAUUUGCGAUAUGUGUAAUAUGAAAUUCAAGCUGAAAUCAGUUUUAAUCAGACAUAUUUUUAAGAUACAUAUGAAGAUAAAUCACGUGUGCAAAGUUUGCAAUAAAAAAUUUAAAAAAAUGUGUUAUUUAAAGACACAUCAAAGACUUCACACUGGUGACAAACCAUACAAAUGUAAGGUAUGUGAUAAGAAAUUUGCAGUUGUUAAAUAUUUAAAUGAACACAAAACUGUUCACACUGGUGAAAAACGAUACAAGUGUAAAGAAUGUAACAAACAAUUCAGAGAUCGUAGUUCGUUUCACAGACACAAAAAAAUUCACAUCGGAUACAAAAGAUUUAGCUGUGAUCAAUGCGGCGGACGUUUUUUAAGAAACAGCACUUUAACUGUACACAAAAGAAUUCACACGGGUGAGAAAUUAUAUAAGUGUGAUGAAUGUGAUGAUGUAUUUGGAUACAUAAAUUCUUUAAAAAAGCAUAAAACUAUUCAUGCUCGAGGUAAUAUUUACAGCUGCGACGUUUGCGACGAGAAAUUUUUACUAAAAAAUCUUUUAGGUAAACAUAAAAAGAAUCACAUCGGAGAAAAAGCGUACCGCUGCGAAAAAUGUAACAAGAGAUUUAACAGAAAAGAUCAUUUAGAUUUCCAUAAAAUAACGCACAAUGGAGAUAAACCAUACAUCUGUGACAAGUGUGGUAAGCGAUUUAAACGAAAAAGUAAUUUAGAUCAACAUAAAAAAAAUCAUGAAGAAAAAUCUCACUGUUGUAAUAAAUGUAACAAGCAAUUCACACACAAGCAUCAGUUAGAUGCUCAUGAAAGAACUCACACUAAAGAAAAAGCAUAUAUUUGUGAAAAAUGUGGUGCGCGAUUCGCGCAGAAUUAUAUUUUACAGAAACAUAAACAAAUUCAUUGUGAAAAGGUACCCGUGACUGUGAGGAAAUUAACUAAAGAAAAAAAUGGAAAAAAAGACAAAGGAAUAUUAAUACAAAAUAGUGUAUCAAACGUGCUUCAGUGUGCAAACAAAAUCUGAUUUGAAAGUAUAAUAUUUUGUUCGUGAAGAUUAUAUCAUUGUUACUAAAGCACAGUAGGGUCAAUGUGCAGAAAAAUGACAUGCGUCUAAAAGUUUUGGUAGGAAGACCGCCAUAUGGCAAGAUUUAUCGUAUUUGUGUAUUUAUUUGUGUUAGGUUUCAGUUCAGUUUAAUAUAUGUAGUAUGUGUGUUUGUGUUUAAUAGUCUUCAUAUUUAGCUCCUUGCACUACCUGUUGAUUUUUGUAUGAGCUCUAAAUUUCCUGCUACCCAAAGGUUGUCUGGAAGAGAUCGCUUUUUAGCGAUAAGACCGCCUGUUGUUACCUGGUUCUAUUUUUCUUUAAUAUUUCUUUAUAGUUUGACAUAAGAAAUGCAGGCAGUGACACAAUUUUCAAAAAUAAAUUAAAGGCGUUACUAAUUAAAUGUGCUUGUUACGAUAUAAAUGAAUUUGAAAACCUAAGUGAUAAUUUGUAGUAUUAAGUAGUGGAUAUUUGUUGCAUGCAUCUUUUGUUUGUAAUUUAAUUGAAUCGAUGACACUGACAUUUUGUAAUUUAGUUAUUAAUUUAUAACAUUAUUCUAUGAUUAUUAACUUGAACCAAUAACUGACAUAUUGAAAUUGUAUUUAAUUAUAUCUAUCGUACAUUUAAGUCUAAUCUUAUAGCACUUGGAAAUAUGACGUGUAAAAAAUUGUAUUAUUUUUACCAAUAAAUAAUCUGAAUCUGAAUCAAGGCAACAAAUAACCCCACCAAAUUACGUAGGUUGUUUUUGGUAGUAUUUCGGUGUAUAGUGGCGCCGCCUAAUUACUGUUUUUUGAUGGACACUUUUCAUACAUAGAGAUUUGGCUCCUUUAUAUAGUCUCCAUGGUUACCACAUUUUUCUUUUGAUUGACAGAACAAGAUAAGAGUUUUUUUUAAGUACAGUCGCAAUAUACAGGUCGUGUUGUUUUGUUUUUGGUUAUUGUCUUUGGAAAUUAAUUUUUAGUUCUAUGUAGAAUAAUUCUUAUCUUUUUGGGAAUAUUGUUUUGACUGAAAUAGAUUAAUGAAUUGUACUAAAGAAUAUUAUUGUGAAUUAAUGUUUCAAGCAGACUCGAUUGAGGGGGUGUGUGUUGUUGUGAAGAGGCUUACGAGCAAUCGACUCGAGCGUGGCAAAGCUAUUUUAAACUAGGAGGAUAUAACCAACCACACAGAGUAGCUAUUAACAGGCGUUCUCCUCUGUUGAAAAUGGUUGGCCAAUGGUCAUGCGCAAUGUAUGGACUAACAUUUAUUUGACAUGGCUAUUUUGACGUUCCACUCCCGCGCAAAAAUUGGCAGACUUUUUUGUACAGCAAAUUACAGACAAGGCGUCUCCGUUGGUUAUAUCCUCCUAGAUUUUAAACGUUGAAUCUCAAAUUUGAAUUUGUAUGCAAGUCAAAUUUGAGAACUUUA
Cydia strobilella is the source of this 3027-nucleotide messenger RNA. Its product is annotated as zinc finger protein 595-like. The record is from RefSeq and is a predicted model, not a curated record. The transcript has 3 exons. NCBI's taxonomy places the organism in Eukaryota, Metazoa, Arthropoda, Insecta, Lepidoptera, Tortricidae. The coding region runs from base 496 to 1608 and encodes 370 amino acids. Gene Ontology annotation, molecular function: DNA-binding transcription factor activity, RNA polymerase II-specific; RNA polymerase II transcription regulatory region sequence-specific DNA binding. Gene Ontology annotation, cellular component: nucleus. Gene Ontology annotation, biological process: regulation of transcription by RNA polymerase II.